AAUAUAAUAUAAUAUGGCAAUGGCUUACUCUUUUCGGUUGGAUUGAUACAUCUAUAUUGUAUUGUACGAUCGUUGUUAUUUUGGUCAUUAGAAAACUUAGAUCUGUAAAAAAAGAAUUUGAUGAUGUUUUUAAUUCUGCAACUUCUCAGUUAUCGGAUUAUCCUACUUUAAUUAAUAAGAAAUUGAUUUCUUCUGUUGUCAGAAGAGUCUUAUGGUAUCCUGUGGUUCCAUUGGUAGCUCAAUUUUUUAAUUCUUUCGUUGAAACAUACGCUUAUGUUUAUCAUUCGAUAUCUUUUCCUCUACUUUCACUUUGCUAUGUUGGUAUGUCACUUCAAGGAUUACUUAAUGCUUUAGUAUUUUCUCAAGACAUUGCUGUUACUCAUGCUUAUCAUGCUGUUAAACUACAAUUGUGGAUUUCCAAUGUUAACUCUUUUGAGUAUCAUUAUCCUCAUCUUUCUCACAACAAAGAAUGGUUAAGUUAUAUGCUAUUGAUUAAACUCUUCUCGGCUCCAAAAAAUUCAUCAUCUCAAUUCAUUCCACCUGAAGUUUCAUCGCCAAUCAAUACUUUUGCUGGAAAUAAACCUAAUGUUUUUUCUGUUCUUGAAAAGGAUGAUUUAAAGGAUUUAAAGGAUAUAAGUCUUGACUAUCAAAAUGAUGAUCAAGAUAUUCAUUUAGCUUUUCCUGAACCUGUUCAUUUAAAAGAUUCUUCUCAAUUAAAUUUAUUAUCUAAUUAUUUAGAUUCAUCAAUUUCAUCUGAUCCAUUAAUAGGCUGUUCUAGAAGUAAUCAAAUUAAUCAAACUAAUAUAAGUAAUAUAAAUAAUAUAUGUAAUCCACUUAAUUCUACUACAAAUGUAAUAGAAAAUAAUGAAGGAAGGAUUGAUGUUAAUGGUGAAUCUACAAAAAGAGUAUCAAAGGAAUCCACAAAAAGAGUAUCAAAGGAGUCUACAAAAAGAUUUGGUUCAGAUAUAGAUAUAUCUCAAGAUAUUGAAAUAUUUAAACUGAUGUUACAAAGACUAUAA
Molecule: messenger RNA, 1019 nt
Organism: Dentiscutata erythropus
Lineage: Eukaryota; Fungi; Glomeromycota; Glomeromycetes; Diversisporales; Gigasporaceae
Source: the annotation of a GenBank genome assembly